GCAAAGUCCUUUGGCAGGAGUAGCACGUACAAUAACAGGUCGCUGGAAGAAUCACUGGCCGAUUUCAAGAUUAAGGAUGGUUACAUCUUUAAAGGGAUUGUUGCUGCGGGACCAGCCAAGGCUCGAGCCUGCGGUUGCGUACAACCUCCUCCAGUGGUCGACACCGUGGCACCUUAUGCCACUAUUGAAAACAUAUCGGUUCAGAGAUUAACUCCCGUGUAUAAGAUCGGGAUGGAGCCUUUGGUGAAAUCCAAGACUCCACCUAUGAAAGCUUCGGAACUGUGGCGGUGUAAGCCGGCUGUUCUCCUGUGCAUUCGACGGCCAGGGUGCAUCAUGUGCAGAGCUGAAGCUCACCAGCUCUAUGCCAAAAAGCCAAUAUUUGAUGCACUGGGAAUCCAAAUGUUUGCAGUUCUUCAUGAACAUAUAGAAUCAGAGGUAAACGACUUCUGGCCACGCUAUUGGGGUGGAGUUGUGAUCUUGGAUCGUACAAUGGGAUUCUUCAAAGCUCUUGGAGGUGGAAAUUACUUAAAGACAAGUUCCUAUCAGGAUUUUUAUUCAAUCCACGGGCCAUUGCAAACUAUAGACGUGCAAAAGCAAUGGGAAUAG
Messenger RNA from Hibiscus syriacus, 606 nucleotides. RefSeq names its product peroxiredoxin-like 2A. The record is from RefSeq and is a predicted model, not a curated record. Lineage: Eukaryota; Viridiplantae; Streptophyta; Magnoliopsida; Malvales; Malvaceae. The coding region runs from base 232 to 606 and encodes 124 amino acids. Gene Ontology annotation, molecular function: antioxidant activity. The transcript has 3 exons.